GCUUAAGCCAUUGGCUGUACAUCUCGGAUGAAGAACAUUUAAAUUUGUGUUUGAAAAUUCUGCACGAUAGAGCGCCAGCGGUGACGGAAGUCAUAUUUGUUUAAAAUUACUUACCUACAAGAUAAUUGUUCAAAAGAAACAAUAGAGUUGACGUUUACAGUAUUGAGAGUUCUGCAAACAUGUCUACGCACAACUCAUUCAGUGUCGCAAAAAAGGAUGAGAAGGGGAGAAAUAUUCAAGUCGUUGUGAGAUGCAGACCCUUCAACAACGCGGAACGCAAGUCUGCCGCCCAUGGAGUCAUUGACACAGUAGAAAAUCGAAAAGAGAUCAAUGUGCGAACGGGGGGGAUUGGCGACAAGGCAGCUAGGAAGACGUACACCUUUGAUAUGGUGUUUGGUCCAUCUGCCAAGCAAAUUGAUGUCUACAAGAGUGUUGUCUGCCCUAUUUUGGAUGAAGUGAUAGGUGGAUACAAUUGUACAGUUUUUGCGUAUGGCCAAACGGGAACAGGGAAGACUUUUACAAUGGAAGGAGAAAGAUCUCCAAAUGAAGAAUUUACAUGGGAAGAGGAUCCUCUUGCUGGUAUCAUUCCCCGGACACUUCAUCAGAUAUUUGAGAAGCUCACUGAAAGUGGGACAGAGUUUUCUGUCAAGGUUUCCUUGCUGGAGAUCUACAAUGAAGAGUUGUUUGACCUGCUGAGCCCUUUUCCUGACGUCACUGAACGUCUUCAGUUGUUUGAUGAUCCACGUAACAAGAGGGGUGUUAUCAUCAAAGGCCUAGAAGAAAUCACAGUACACAACAAAAAUGAGGUAUACCAGAUUUUGGAGCGUGGAUCUGCCAAGAGGAAAACUGCCUCCACACUCAUGAAUGCCUACUCCAGCCGCUCUCACUCGGUGUUCUCCGUCACGAUUCAUAUGAAGGAGAUAACUGUUGAUGGAGAGGAACUGGUCAAGAUUGGAAAACUUAACUUGGUUGACCUUGCUGGCAGUGAGAACAUCGGUCGGUCCGGCGCUGUGGACAAGCGGGCGCGUGAGGCUGGCAACAUCAACCAGUCUCUGCUGACACUGGGCAGGGUGAUCACUGCACUGGUGGAGAAGAGGCCCCAUGUGCCCUACAGGGAGUCCAAACUCACCCGCAUCCUCCAGGACUCAUUGGGAGGCCGCACUAAGACUUCCAUCAUUGCCACAGUUUCACCAGCCUCCAUCAACUUGGAGGAAACUCUGAGCACACUGGAUUAUGCCAACAGGGCCAAGAACAUCAUGAACAAGCCUGAGGUGAACCAGAAGUUGACAAAGAGAACUCUUAUCAAGGAAUACACAGAGGAAAUUGAGCGUCUAAAACGGGAUUUGGCUGCCACUCGUGACAAGAAUGGAGUGUAUCUGUCAUCUGAGAACUAUGAGAGCAUGGCAGCUGCGAUAUCUUCCCAAGAGGAUCACAUAACUGAAUACACAGAGAAGAUUGCUGCAGUGGAGGAGGAACUGAAGAGCGUUACAGAGCUGUUUGAGGAUCGCAAGGAGAAGCUGGACAAGUGUACCAAUGACCUGGAGGAGAAGAACCAGAAGCUGCAGGAGACUCACAGGGACCUGCAGAAGACCAAGCAGAAGCUCACUGAGGAGGAGUUUAUAGUGUCUGAGCUGUCCACCACCGAGGAGAAACUGUACACCACUGCAGACAAGUUGCUGACAACUGUUGACGAAAGCACCAAAGAUGUGUCUGGCCUGCAUGCGAAGCUGGAGAGGAAGAAAAAGGUUGAGGAGCACAACUCUGAGAUCCAGAUGAGUUUCGCAGACUGCAUGGAUGCUAUGUUCAGCCAGAUGCAGAAAUCUGUAGAAGACCAGCACAGCAAGCACCAGGGCAUGCUGGACACCUACAAAACCUCAGUUGAGGGUCUUCUCGUAGUCAACGACAAAGCUUUCAAAGGAGCCAUGGCUACUGUAGCCACAUCCUUCUGCAGCAUCACAGACCUGGUUGCUGAUGGCAUGACCAAGUGUCAGGCUAAGAUGAUGGAGCAGGAGAUGCUGUGUGUGGAGGCUAAAAACAGUCUGCACCAGGUUUUGGAGGAGCAUAAGCUGGAGCUUGAGGAGGUCCUGGUGGCCCAGGUGUUGCCUGGUCUGAGUGCUGUCAUGGCCAUGAAUGACAGUCUGAGGAAGACACUGGAGACCCACCAUGUCCUGGCAGCUAAGAUGGAGUCCGUGAAGGUGGAGACGACGUCGUUCUUCAGUAGCCAUGCCCAGGACCUGGCUACCCUGAGGGAGACUGCAACAGAAGGUCUCGGCUCCCUAAAGACUGAGCACGACAACUUGAAGGAACAGAUCAGCAGAGCAGACAAGGCACACCAGACGGGAAUGACCCAGGUGAUCCAGUGUCUGCAGAACCAGCUCAACCUCCUGGCCAUGGAGACCCAGAAUAACUAUGCCGGCCUGAUGAAUGCCUCCGACGCCCUGCAGGUCCCUAUUCAGUCCCUUCAGCAGACCCUUCAAACGAGAUGCAGUGUGUCUGAGAACCAGACCGCCACCCAAAAGGAACGUCUAGAGUCUACCACUGCCAGCUUGAUCUCUGAGGUCCAACAGACUGCCCAGGAGGCCAUGCGCACAGUGGACGAGUCUUCCGGCUACUGCAGCCACCUGCACAGCUCUCUGACCCAGCUAGUUGAGAAGAGUCUGCAGUGGUGUGCCUCUACCGAAGAUGGCAUUGACUCCCAGGCUCAGCUCACACUGAUCAGAGACCAAACCGCUUCUGCUCAGACCCUGCUAACGAGAGUGGAGCAGAGCUGUGAGGAGAGAGUCCAGGAAGUUAGUGGGCAGCUGAAGCAGCAGCAGGAGAUGGUGAAGGAGGGUCUGGGGUCCAUGAAGGAGCAGACGUCACUGGACCAGAACACCCUGGAACACCACCAGACGGAACUCAAGGCUCACUUGGAGGAUGGCCUGUCCCGUGUCCACAGCUUCCUCAGCGAUGAACUCCUACAGGAUGUCCCAACUGGUGCAACUCCUCGGAGAAGGGAAUUUGUGUACCCUCGUCUCUUGGCCAAGUCGAAGAGCAGAGCAGAACUGCUGGAGAACCUCUGCCACAAGCAGGAGGAGCUGCAGACGGCCCUGUUCCAGUGUGACGCAUUGGAGGAGGAGAAGCAGGUUGAUCAGGACUCUCUGGAGGAUGAGGUGAGCGGCUAUGGCUACGUCACUGAGCCGCCUUACAUAGACGAAAACCUCAUGUGCUACGAGAGCGGGAGAGUGCCGUUCUUCAAGCAAAAGAAGACCGGCAAGAAAGAAAAAUCUGUUAAUCGUUCCAAGAUGGUAGAUAAUGAUACUCAGGCAACGCCGGUCAGGUCAAAGUUACCACUCAGGUGUCAGAACUAGUUCUAGAUUUUCAACAUUUCUAGCCCCUCUGAGUUUCACGGUUGAUGAUAUGCUCCAUCCGCUCCGUUAUCCACCACAAAUCAGUCAAUGUCCAAAAGGGGUAGAACCAGCUCACCUGCUUUUACACCAUGAUUUAACCAUUAGAUGUUCAGUGUUUAUUUUUUUUUUAAGCUGCAAUAUGGACCUGACCAAAGUCUAAUAGAAAUGUUAUAGAUCUGUCAUUCAAAAUUAAAGCAAGUCAAAAGUGCUAGAUCUGUUCUAUGCUACCUGUUUUUUUUUUUUGAUUUUGUACACCAGCUUCAAACUGAAAAUACUAUUUUUGGUUAUUGAAAUAUAUUUCACAGCGGUUUAGAUGGUACAAUGAUUCUGUACACUAUACAUUGCUUGUUUUAUCGCAAACUGAAAUGAGGUAAACUAAGAAUUUUUGCAACCAGGAAAUGGCGGAUUUCUGCAUACUGCACCUUUAAAGGAGUAGUUUCACCAUAUUAAAACAAGUGAUUCAUGUAAACGGGUUGGCCUUCAAAUCAGGGACUUUUUUUAAAAAUACCUUAAUGUAUAAGUAAUUACAUUCAGAAAUGACUUUCAAAGCAACAAUAAAUAAGGCUUUCUAAAGGUGAUAAACAUGA
This is a messenger RNA of Oncorhynchus keta (chum salmon), 3976 nucleotides long. RefSeq names its product kinesin-like protein KIF11-B. Gene Ontology annotation, cellular component: nucleus; spindle microtubule. NCBI's taxonomy places the organism in Eukaryota, Metazoa, Chordata, Actinopteri, Salmoniformes, Salmonidae. The transcript is spliced from 23 exons. Gene Ontology annotation, biological process: mitotic spindle assembly; microtubule-based movement. The record is from RefSeq and is a predicted model, not a curated record. Bases 180 to 3350 code for a protein of 1056 amino acids. Gene Ontology annotation, molecular function: ATP binding; plus-end-directed microtubule motor activity; microtubule binding.